Molecule: messenger RNA, 1175 nt
Organism: Apis mellifera (honey bee)
Lineage: Eukaryota; Metazoa; Arthropoda; Insecta; Hymenoptera; Apidae
Gene: Dpck
Product: dephospho-CoA kinase
Exons: 3
Coding region: 236-943 (235 amino acids)
Biological process (GO): coenzyme A biosynthetic process
Molecular function (GO): ATP binding; dephospho-CoA kinase activity
Source: RefSeq, a predicted model, not a curated record
CGUUUUAUGCAUCUUUAAUUGGUUCAUGUGCCUUUCAAUAAAAUAUAUAGAUAUAUAUUUUAUAUGUAUGUUAUAUUAAAAUUAUACAAAAGAAAAAACUUUCAAUUUUAGUGAAAACUGUUAUAAUAUAAUUUAUGUUAAAUAAGAUCAAAUUUUGCAAUGCAAUGCUAAUAAUGAUGUUCAUUUAAUUAUUAAAAAAUAAAUAUCAAAGUAUAAAAAUAAAUAUCAAGAAAAAAUGUUUUUAGUAGGUUUGACAGGUGGAAUAGCUACUGGAAAAAGUAGUGUUGCUGCUGUUUUUCAAGAAUUCGGCAUACCUGUCAUUGAUGCUGAUCAAAUUGCACGAAAAGUUGUAGAACCUGGAAAACCAGCUUGGCAUAAAAUACGUAAAGAAUUUGGUUUGGAAAUAUUUUUAGAUACAGAUGAACUUGAUAGAGCAAAACUUGGAGAUUUAAUAUUUAACGAUAUAGAAAAAAGAAAAAAAUUAAAUGCUAUAACACAUCCAUAUAUAUAUAAGAAAAUAUAUUGGCAAGCAUUUAAAUAUUUUUUACAAGGUCAUCAAUUUAUACUCAUGGAGUUGCCAUUACUUUUUGAAACAGGACAUAUGUUAAAUUACUUACAUAAAAUAAUUGUUGUAACUUGUGAAGAAGAUUUACAAUUACAACGACUUAUGGAAAGAACAGGAUUCACAGAAGCUAAAGCAAAAUUAAGAAUUGCUGCACAAAUGUCAUUAGAAAAGAAAGCAGAAAUGGCAAAUUUUGUUAUUGAAAAUUCUGGUAGUGAAUAUGAUACUAGGCAGCAAUCUAUUAGAAUCAUUAAUGUUUUAAAAGCUUCCAAAUAUCAUUGGAAAUUACGAUUCUUAGUUGGAUUUUGUUGUACUAUUUUAUUAGCAGGUGUAUAUUGGUUAAAAAAUAGAACUUUACGAUCUUUGCUAACAAUAGCAUAAAAAAUAUUACUUAUAAAUAUUUAUAAAUAUUUGUGAAUACAAAUAUCAAAUUAUGGUUGAAUAUUACAUUUAUCAAAUUUAAAAAAUUAAAAAAUUAAUCUGCUUGUAAAUAUUGAUAAAAUAGUUAAUCAAAAUAUGUAAUUAUUACACAUUCUAAACAUAUUUUUAAAAAAUAAAAUGUAAUAAUUAUUAUUAUUGUUAUGUAUAUUAUAUAUUAUAAACAAAUUUUGAA